Molecule: messenger RNA, 458 nt
Organism: Gadus chalcogrammus (walleye pollock)
Lineage: Eukaryota; Metazoa; Chordata; Actinopteri; Gadiformes; Gadidae
Product: N-terminal EF-hand calcium-binding protein 2-like
Exons: 6
Coding region: 1-420 (139 amino acids)
Biological process (GO): regulation of amyloid precursor protein biosynthetic process
Cellular component (GO): cytoplasm
Source: RefSeq, a predicted model, not a curated record
AUGACAGGAUCUGUGGUUGUGUUCUGUGUGUGCUUCUUCUCGGUGUCGCAGACGGUCUGGUUUGAUCUGCACCAGCGGCUUACAGACACGGACGGCACCGCCAGCGCAUCCCUGCUGCUGGUGCGUCAGGAGAUGGUGGUUUCCCAGAAGAAGUUGGGGGAGUUUUGUGAAGCUCUUAAGCAGUACCUGAAGAAUGUGUCGGCCCAGCGAGACUGCUUCCAUGUGACUGCAGUCAGGUUGCCAGAUGGCUUGUCCUUUGUCGUCUACGAGUUCUGGGAUGGAGACGAGGAGUGGAAGAGGCACCUGCAGUCGGCACCUAUCAAAACCUUUCAGCAUGUGAAGGUGGACACGCUAUGCCAGCCUGAAGCCGUGUCCACUGUAGCUGUGCCAGCUGCCUGGUGCAGUCUGAACAGAGAAUGAGGACUGAGUUGUUUGACGGCACGCCACCACACCUGGAC